AUUGGUUUCUACAUUACAAGAUCAUGAGGACCUUUGCUCUCUUAGCGAUUUUUGUUUGCGUUUUUCUCGAUGGAAAUGUCAUAUCUCAAGUAUAUGCAACUUCUGAACCAUUCACUGAAUCAACAUCAAAAAUGAUCGAGAAAACGUGCAGCCCUAACAUGAAAUGUGGCUUCUGGAAUUCGAAGUGCCGCCAAAGAUUACUUAAGCUAUACAUACAAAAGAAAACACUCGAAGCACAACUAGCAAAAACACAAAACAUGUUAAAAACUAUUGAAAAACAUUUGACAAGGCUUUCAAAAAAAUGUCAAAAACUAACAGGAAUAAAACAAAGCUCAAAGGAGAUACAAGAGAAGGACUGUGCAGAUCUUUACAAAAAAGGUGAAAAAAAGAACGGAGUUUAUCAAAUUGAUCAUGAUGGUCAGGGUUACUUUAAGGUUUUCUGUGAUAUGACGUCAUCUGGUGGAGGUUGGACUGUGUUUCAACGUCGUCAAGAUGGAAGUGUAAACUUCUAUCGUGGUUGGAAAGACUAUAAACAAGGUUUUGGUGAUCUGAAAGGCGAGUUCUGGCUUGGAUUGGAGAAAAUAUACCGACUAACAUCAGCAAGGCGAAAUAAACUUCGUGUUGAUCUUGGAGACAUGUCAGGAAAGAAAACAUAUGCUGAAUAUGAUUAUUUUGCUGUAAAGAACGAAAAUGAAAAAUAUCAAUUGAGUCUUGCAAAAUAUUCUGAUAAGUCAAUAGGCAAAUACAAACAAUUAAAGCACAAAAUUCUAAAGGUUAAUAUGAUAAAAAUUAUAUCAUCAUUAAGUUAAAAUGCCUUGGAUGCUUGGAGUUUGCAUAAACUGAUUCACCUUUUUUGGUAAAUAUUUGUCAUAAGAACAAUAUAUUGUUUAAACU
This is a messenger RNA of Xenia sp. Carnegie-2017, 894 nucleotides long. RefSeq names its product angiopoietin-related protein 7-like. The record is from RefSeq and is a predicted model, not a curated record. The transcript has 2 exons. Bases 24 to 809 code for a protein of 261 amino acids. NCBI's taxonomy places the organism in Eukaryota, Metazoa, Cnidaria, Anthozoa, Malacalcyonacea, Xeniidae.